Molecule: messenger RNA, 2988 nt
Organism: Conger conger (European conger)
Lineage: Eukaryota; Metazoa; Chordata; Actinopteri; Anguilliformes; Congridae
Product: transmembrane protein 198-B-like
Exons: 4
Coding region: 1-1098 (365 amino acids)
Biological process (GO): positive regulation of canonical Wnt signaling pathway
Cellular component (GO): plasma membrane; cytoplasmic vesicle
Source: RefSeq, a predicted model, not a curated record
AUGACGUCCACGCUGCGGACCCUGGCCCUGGAGCUGGCCCCCGCGCCUCGGGACGGGAGCGCGGGCCUCAGCUGCGAGAAAGAGAUCGAGCGGCGCUACGAGAUCGUGCCGUCCGUCGUCUGCUCCAUGUGCUGCCUCUUCGGCAUCAUCUACUGCUUCUUCGGCUACCGCUGCUUCAAGGCGGUGAUGUUCCUGACGGGGCUGAUGUUCGGCUCGGUCAUCAUCUUCAUGCUGUGCUACAAGGAGCGCGUGAUGGAGACCCAGCUGAGCGUGGAGGCCAGCGCGGGCAUCGGGCUGGGCAUCGGGGUGCUGUGCGGCCUGGUGACCAUGCUGGUGCGCAGCGUGGGCCUGUUCAUGGUGGGCCUGCUCCUGGGGCUGCUGCUGGCCGUGGCCGGGCUGGUGGUGAUGGAGGAGUUCUACCACCCGCGCACGGUGUGGGUGCCCCUGGGCGUGCUGCUGGGCUCCGGCAUGCUGUUCGCCGUGCUGACGCUGCAGUGGCAGCGCUGCUUCACCACGCUGUCCACCGCCGUGUUCGGCUCGGCCGUCAUCACCGUCACCGUGGACUACUUCAUCGAGCUGAGCGCCCUGCUGCGCUACGUGUACGAGCGCGUGAAGGCCAGCCCGCCCCAGCCCGUGUGCUGGUUCAGCUGGGUCAUCCUGGGCGUCUGGCCCGUGCUCACCCUGCUGGGCGUGCUCAUCCAGUGGAAGGUCACCGGGGAGGGGUACUCCCACACCGAGGUGAUCAUCAGCCGGCAGCAGCGGAGGGUGCAGCUGAUGCGUAUCCGUCAGAAGGAGGAGAGGAGGGAGAACAAGAAGAAGAAGAAGAAGCAGCAGACGUACCCCCCCCAGCACACCCACCAGCCCAAGCCCCACCAGCCCGAACCCGGCUACCGCAGGAAACCCAACCCCAUACGCCGCUACGACGGAGACGUGCUGUCCCCGAGCUACAUCCAGAGUUUUAGGGACAGGCAGGUGGACAGGCGGGGUUACCCUCAGGGCCGGAUGGUCAGCGGCACCCACACCAUAGUGGACCUGGACUACGACUGCGGCUCCACCGUGCCCCUCACAGCCUCCGCAGGGCCUGCCGUGCGCGUGUAACGCUGCCCUCUGCUGGCCUGGAGUGGCACUGCUCCCUCCCAGGUCUCCCUCCCUGAUUGGACGCAGCGCCACAGGCUCGUGUUCCAGUAUCCCAGGAAGAUUCCGUGAUGCGCCAACAUUCCGUCUCUCUGCCCGACUCUCACAUUCCAGUGACACAGGACUCCUCUGGGCUGUGUGGGAGAGGGCUAAUUCUCUCCUUCAUUUCCACACACCCUACUCUGGUAGAGUGUUGCACAGCUGCGGUAAAAACAUCUUAAACACGCUCUCAGAUAAGCCAUUUGUUUACCUGUUUUGCUACGGUUCCUCACAUGAAAUAGCCACACUCACAAACCGUUUGUGAAUUACACGGCAGACUUAUUUGGAGUUUGUUUAUGAAUAAUUUAUUCUCCAGCUUAAAUUCCCUACUGAGUUUCUCAGUCCUCUGUCCUGUCUCAGUAUAACUUCUGAAAAUUGCAGUGUUUAAGAAUGGUUAUAGACAGUGAAGGGAAUACUCCUUGUAUGCAAAAAAAAAUGCAAAUAUCCCCUUCCUCAGCUGCCCACUUUUACAUCUGUAUGAAAUAUUUGUUUAAUCAAAUUCUAGUGCAAACGGCAAAGAGGAGGAAUGAAGUGUAUGUAUUAUUUUAAUCAGAAAAUCUCCCUUAGUUUAAUAAGUUUGCACCUUUCUUACUUUCCUAAGAGUACUUGUUUGGAGCAAAUGUGAAUUGCAGUCAUAUUUUUGACGUGGACAAUAGAUAUGAAGAUGGAGGAGGGUCUCCGUGAUUUCCCCCCCCCCCCCUAUAACUUCAUGAAGUGGACUCUACCAGUUUGAACCCGCCAUGCCGCUCUUGGGUCCAGACUAGACUAGGACCAAACCACUGGGAGAAAUGGGUGAAUUUUGCAAAUCCCUGUUUGACACUAAAGACGCUGGAAUGCAGCAGGAGUUUGCCUCAGGAAUUGUCUGUCCUCGGCCGUUUUUAAAAAGCCUUCGGGGCGUCUUUCUUUCCCCCUCACGCCCAGGAAAUGGGCAAAUUUUAUUUUAUUUAUUUUUUAUUUUUUAUUUUUUUUGUAUGUGAAUAAAACAAAAAUGGAGUGAGUGAUGUGAUUGACAGAGGAGAAGAGGAGGCUGUAGACACUCCUCCAAUGGCGGGGGGAGAGUUGCAGGCAGUAGCUCUGCCGCAGGAACUGUGGAACGAGGAUGGAACCUUCCAGAACAUCUCCAGAUGAGUGGAGAGCAAGUCUGAUGUGUUCAAGGGUGUACAUAUGAAGACUGUUGAAGGAACUGAACAAUGAGUGGGGGUGGCGUAACUUAACUCUGCAUAGACUGAGACGGGGGAGGGCUAAAGCCAUCGAAACUGCACCCCACCCAUGGCCACACAGACUGGACGGGACCAGAAACCCCUUCUGGGACCAGUUUUGUCAUACCCCCCCCCCAGUGGAAACUGCAUGACUCUGUGUGUUACCAGUGUCUAAAUGUCUACAGCUGUGUUUCUAUGCCACUGUCGGCCAGUUUCGAGACCGGCCCUCUGUUGCCCUCCUCCGUUUUGUAAAGCUCUGAUUUUGUUGUACAUACGAAUCGUACUGUAUUUCUCGCGAUUGUUGUUUUGCUGUCCAUUUUUAAGUUCUGUUCCUUUUGCCUUUUAUUUAUAUAUUUGAAAUAUGUUUUUGUCCCUCUUAAAUUGACACGUGUUUUAUUUAUUUCUUUAUUUAAGUGACUGCUUAUUACGCAUUUGCACCUUCCACCCGUGGGCUGUCGGGGGUUGAAGCCACUGAAGCUGAAUUUUGUGGGUUCCCAUGUGGCUCCACCGACAUCUGUACCACAGGUUACCGACAGCCCUGAAAAUCUGAAUUAUUAUUAUUGUUAUUAAGCAUGUCUUUACAUGGGCCUGGAUAUAGUAAACAGUGAUUCUGAAA